AUGGAGAGGCUUCAAGUGUAUGUUCUUUUUCUUGUCAUUUUACAUUCAAUAGCUGCAGAAUUUGCUUGUAAGGCUCAAAAUGGUGCUAGAAAUUGUUCCGCUAUUGAUCUUGAAGCACUGGAUGAUUUCAAGAAUGGCAUGAAUGAUCCUGAGAACCGGCUUUCGUCAUGGCAAGGAAGAGACUGUUUCAAUCCUGAUGAUGUUACCAGGUAUGGAUUUUGGAACUUGAGUGGGAAGAUUAGGCCUACUUUGAUAAAAAUUCAAUCUUUAAAGUACUUGGAUUUGAGUCUAAACACAUUUGGUGGAAUCCCAAUUCCAAGAUUUGUGCCUGGUCUUGUUUCUUUAAAAUAUUUUGACAUGAACCAAGUAGAGCUCUCUAUGGUAGGAUCAAGUUGGUUGAAAAUGCUAAACCAGCUUCCACAUUUAACUGAGUUGCAUCUUUCAUCUUGUGGCUUGUCUGGCUCCAUUCCACUUCUUACUCCUGUCAACUUCACUUCACUAGCUGUUAUUGAUCUUAGUUUCAAUAGUUUCAACUCAAUGUUAACUAGUUGGCUUGUAAAUAUCAGCAGUCUUGAAUAUAUAGACUUAAGCAACUCUGGUUUUAGGGGCGGAAUUCCACUUGGCAUCAGUGAGAUUCAAAGGUUAAGAUACUUGAACCUCGCACUAAACAACAACCUUAGUGCCGAUUGCCUUGAGCUAUUUAGAGAAAGCUGGGAACAGAUAAAAGUUCUUGAUUUAGGUUCGAACAAACAACAUGGAAAAUUGCCUAGAUCCACCGGGAAUAUGACUUAUCUGACUCACUUCAGUCUCCUUUUGAACAACAUUGAAGGUGGAAUACCGAGUAUUAUUGGAGGACUAUGCAAUUUAAUCAGACUUGGUUUAUCAGGAAACAACUUGACAGGAGGUCUUGUUGGUAAACUACCAAAAUGGUUGGGUCAGUUGAAAAAUCUUCAACAACUUGGAUUAGCUUCCAACUCUUUUGAAGGCCCUAUACCAGCUUCUUUAGGAAAGCUUCAAAAAUUUACCAACGUGGGACUUUCAGUGAACCAGCUAAAUGGUACUCCACUGGAGAGUUUUGGACAGCUUUCUGAAUUAUCUGUUCUUGACGUUUCUCUGAUUUCCUUGCAGGUUUGA
Lycium barbarum (goji berry) is the source of this 1134-nucleotide messenger RNA. RefSeq names its product leucine-rich repeat receptor protein kinase MSP1-like. Gene Ontology annotation, molecular function: protein binding. The transcript has 4 exons. The record is from RefSeq and is a predicted model, not a curated record. Gene Ontology annotation, cellular component: plasma membrane. Bases 1 to 1134 code for a protein of 377 amino acids. Gene Ontology annotation, biological process: hormone-mediated signaling pathway. NCBI's taxonomy places the organism in Eukaryota, Viridiplantae, Streptophyta, Magnoliopsida, Solanales, Solanaceae.